AUGGCACGAAAUAGUGGGGCAGUGGACAAGACAUGGCAUGAGGGUAGGGGAGGGGAGGGGUCAAGGAACCUGGAUCUCUUGACCCCUCCUUCCUUCCGUCCGCCUGUUUGCCUUUCAUGUCCAUUCGCGCCUGUCUUCCCAUCGCGCCUGCGAUCCGAUCGCUUUCUCCGAUCGGCGGGUGUCAGGCUCCUCUCGUGGCCUUUCCAUCUCGACACCGAGAAGCUGUUAAAACUAACGAAGAAGCUGUUAAAAAAGGGGCUUCCGACCCACGACCUCCCUCCCCCCCUCGAUGACCUCCCACCUGACCGCCACGACCUCCCUCUCCCCCAGGUGUUCGACGGCUCGAACGAGCGCGGGAUCCGCCUGCACGGGAACGACGGCUUCCACGGCCCGCGCGCUCCGCCGAUGACCCUCACGGCGGAGAGCGGCUCCAUCUUCAUCCGGUUCGUCACGGAUCCUCUCCGGUCUGCCCGGGGCUGGGAGGCCAAGUUCUCAUCUGACUGUCCGAUGCUGAAGCCCGGCGCGGGGGCGAUCGCGUCGAACCGCGACACGUCCUUCGGCUCGAUCAUCAAGUUCACCUGCCCCGUGGGACAGGAAUUCGCGACGGGGCUGGAGGAGAUCCAGACCAUGUGCGAGGCGGGGGGGGAAUGGUCCGUCGACUACAUCCCGAAGUGCCAGGAGAGGUACUGCGGGCCGGUUCCGCAGAUCGACAACGGGUUCGCGAUCGGGGCGACGAACGUGACGUAUCGCGGACAGGCCACCUACCAGUGCUACGCCGGAUUCGGAUUCCCGUCCGGCCUUCCCGUGGAGACCAUCCGGUGCACCGCCGAGGGCGACUGGGAGAAGCUUCCGACCUGCCUCGCUUCUCAGUGCCCCAGCCUGCCGGAAGUAUCCCACGCCACGCAGAACAUCCUGAGCGGAAGCGGACGGAGCUAUGGGACUGUCGUCCGGUUCGAGUGCGAGCCGGGUUACGUCCGCUCCGGGACGCCAGUCAUCCUCUGCCAGUCUAAUGGCACCUGGUCCGGCACUGUGCCAUCUUGCUCGCGAAUGAGGUGCCACGACUUCCCAAAGAUCGAGAACGGAUUCAUCGUCAACAGCACGACCGAGUACUACUACGGGGACGAGGUCCGGAUCCAGUGCCACCGGGGCUACCAGCUCGUCGGCUCCAACUCCAUUCCCUGCGGGCCGGAGCAGGAAUUCGUCAACCUGCCCACCUGUCAAGACAUCAACGAGUGCUCCCAGGCCCAGUGCGACUCGGCGUCGACCGUCUGCACGAACCUCCCCGGCGCCUUCUUCUGCAAGUGCAAGGAGGGAUUCAAGCCGAAUCUGGACUGCAGGCCGGUCGGGGACCUGGGGCUGAGGUCGGGGGCGGUGCCGGAUGGGGCGAUACUUGUGUCGGGGCAGGAGAGGGGAUAUCCCAAGGAGGACGUGCGACUGAGCAGCGACGUGGGCUGGUGCGGGGCCUCCGGGAACCCGAACUCCAACUUCAUCGUGAUCGACCUGCAAGCGCCGACGGUGCUCAAGGGAUUCCGGACGCAGCCGGUCGUCCGGCACGACGGGAUCGUCGCCUUCGCCUCUGUCCUUCGCCUGCAGUAUUCGGACGAGCUGACCGACCUGUUCAAGGAGUACCGGACACCCAGCGGGGCUCCGGUGGAGUUCCGGAUCGGGGCCAGCUCCGGCCCCUCCGUCGUGAACCUGCCGAUCCCCGUCGAGGGCCGGUUCUUCCGGUUCACGAUCCAGGAUUACGUGAACGCGCCGUGCAUGCGGCUGGAGCUGAUGGGGUGCAACCGGCAGGAUUGCAUCGACAUCAACGAGUGCGCCGAAGGGAACGGGGGGUGCGAUCAGAAGUGCACUAACAAUGCGGGAUCCUACCAGUGCCAGUGCAGCGUCGGGUACGAGCUGUUCGCCGCGAACGGGACGGCGGGAUUCUACAUCGAGUCGUCCGAGACGGGGCUGAGAGACGGGGACAUCUUUCAGAUCAACAAGACCUGCGUGCCGAAGAUGUGCCCGCCGCUGGAGGCGCCGGAUCACGGGCAAUUGCUCGCGACGAAGAGGAAGUGGCACUUUGGGGACGUGGUGAGCUUCACGUGCGACUUUGGGUACAUCAUGGAGGGGUCGUCGUCUCUGCGGUGUCUGUCGACCGGACGGUGGAACGCGACCAUUCCCACGUGCAUCUGUGAGCACUUUUUUCUCUCAGGCUUUUGA
Messenger RNA from Darwinula stevensoni, 2205 nucleotides. Lineage: Eukaryota; Metazoa; Arthropoda; Ostracoda; Podocopida; Darwinulidae. The record is from the annotation of a GenBank genome assembly.